This is a messenger RNA of Eubalaena glacialis (North Atlantic right whale), 2724 nucleotides long. Its product is annotated as protocadherin beta-5. NCBI's taxonomy places the organism in Eukaryota, Metazoa, Chordata, Mammalia, Artiodactyla, Balaenidae. The transcript has a single exon. The record is from RefSeq and is a predicted model, not a curated record. Gene Ontology annotation, molecular function: calcium ion binding. Gene Ontology annotation, biological process: homophilic cell-cell adhesion. Bases 292 to 2682 code for a protein of 796 amino acids. Gene Ontology annotation, cellular component: plasma membrane.
UACUAUAUGCAAUAGUAAAUAAGGACGCCUGGUGGUGCUGCAGGCUAGGAGUAGGAAUGAAUGGCUCUGUGGCUACCCGGGAAGCCAUUAAGCUGGGAAUCAGAACUCUGAAUGCUUUCUAAAAGACGGAAGCAUUUUACAUAAGAUCUAGAGGCAGAGAUCUCCAGAGAAGGGCAUCGUUCUACUGCAGGUCAGUCAGAAAGAUCUAAUUCGAGUUUAUUUAAUGAAAUCAUCUGGGUUGAUUGCAUACGGAGUUGAAGAAACUGCACGUUCUUGAACCGGGUCUGAACAAUGGAGACUGCACCAGCAAAAACGCUACAGAAAAGGCAAGUUAUCUUUCUUGCUAUAUUGUUGCUUUUGUGGGAGGCUGGCUCUGAAGCAGUUAGGUAUUCCAUGCCAGAAGAAACAGAAAGUGGGUCUUUUGUGGCCACCCUGGCAAAAGACCUGGGGCUCAGGGUGGGGGAACUGGCCACUCGGGGCGCGCGAAUCCAUUACAAAGGAAAUAAACAGCUCUUGCAGCUGGAUGUAACGACCGGGAAUUUGCUUCUAUGUGAAAAACUAGACCGGGAGGUGCUGUGUGGGGCGACCGAUCCCUGCAUACUGCAUUUCCAACUAUUACUGGAAAACCCGGUGCAGUUUUUUCAAGCUGAUCUGCAGCUCACAGAUAUAAAUGACCAUUCCCCAGAGUUCCUCGAGAGGGAAAUGCUCCUAAAAAUCCCAGAAAACGUCCAGACAGGGACUGUGUUUCCUUUGAAAAUAGCUCAGGACUUUGACAUAGGUAGCAACACUAUUCAGAAUUACACAAUCAGCCCCAACUCCCAUUUUCAUGUUGUCACUCAUAAUCGCGGAGAUGGCAGAAAAUACCCAGAGCUGGUGCUGGACAAACCGCUGGAUCGGGAGGAAGGGCCUGAGCUCAGUUUAACCCUAACGGCACUGGAUAGUGGGGCUCCGCCCAGGUCCGGGACCACUGCAGUCCGCAUUGAAGUCGUGGACAUCAAUGACAACGCCCCUGAGUUUUUACAGUCGGUCUAUGAGGUACAGAUUCCGGAGAACAGCCCCCUAAACUCCUUAGUUGUCGCUGUCUCUGCCCGAGAUUUAGAUGCAGGAACGAAUGGGAAUGUAGCCUACGCUCUAUUCCAAGGUGAUGAAGUUACUCAACUAUUUGUAAUAGACGAAAUAACAGGAGAAAUUCGUCUGAAAAGGGCAUUGGAUUUCGAGUCAACUCGAUAUUAUAACGUGGAGAUUGCAGCCACAGACGGCGGGGGCCUUUCAGGAAAAUGCACUGUAGUUAUAGAGGUGGUGGAUGUGAACGACAACGUCCCUGAACUGACCAUGUCGACGCUCACCAGCUCUACCCCAGAAAACUCCCCAGAGACUGUGGUGGCCGUUUUCAGUGUUUCUGAUCCGGAUACCGGGGACAACGGUAGGAUGGUUUGCUCCAUCCAGAAUGAUCUCCCCUUUCUCUUGAAACCCACAUUCAAAAACUUUUACACCCUAGUGACCGAGAGGCCACUGGACAGAGAGAGCAGAGCGGAAUACAACGUCACCAUCACCGUCACAGAUAUGGGGACACCGAGACUGAAAACCCAGCACAACAUAACCGUGCUGGUGUCCGACGUCAACGACAACGCCCCCGCCUUCACCCAGACCUCCUACACCCUGUCCGUCCGCGAGAACAACAGCCCCGCCCUGCACAUCGGCAGCGUCCGCGCCACAGACAGAGACGCGGGCGCCAACGCCCAGGUCACCUACUCGCUGCUGCCGCCCCUCGACGCGCACGUGCCCCUGGCCUCCCUGGUGUCCAUCAACCCGGACAACGGCCACCUGUUCGCCCUGAGGUCCCUGGACUACGAGGCCCUGCGGGCGUUCGAGUUCCGCGUGGGCGCCGCCGACCGCGGCUCGCCCGCGCUCAGCAGCCAGGCGCUGGUGCGCGUGCUCGUGGCGGACGACAACGACAACGCGCCCUUCGUGCUGUACCCGCUGCAGAACGCCUCGGCGCCCUGCACCGAGCUGGUGCCCAGGGCGGCCGAGGCGGGCUACCUGGUGACCAAGGUGGUGGCGGUGGACGGCGACUCGGGCCAGAACGCCUGGCUCUCGUACCAGCUGCUCAAGGCCACGGAGCCCGGGCUGUUCGGCGUGUGGGCUCACAACGGCGAGGUGCGCACGGCCCGGCUGCUGAGCGAGCGCGACGCGGCCAAGCACAGGCUGGUGGUGCUGGUCAAGGACAACGGCGAGCCGCCGCUGUCGGCCAGCGUCACGCUGCACGUGCUGCUGGUGGACGGCUUCUCGCAGCCCUACCUGCCGGCCCCGGAAGCGGAAGCGGCGGACGCGGCGCCGGCCGCCCCUCUCACCGUCUACCUGGUGGUCGCCUUGGCGUCGGUGUCGUCGCUCUUCCUCUUCUCGGUGCUGGUGUUCGUCGCGGUGCGGCUGUGCAGGAGGGGCGGGGCGGCCUCGGUGGGUCGCUGCUCGGUGCCCGAGGGCCCCUUUCCGGGCCACCUGGUGGACGUCAGCGGCACGGGGACCCUGUCCCAGAGCUACCAGUACGAGGUGUGUCUGACGGGAGGCUCCGGGUUAAAUGAGUUUAAAUUCUUGAAGCCGAUUCUCCCCAACCUCCCACCCCAGGGCGCUGGUGAAGAAAUAGAGGAAAACGCCAACUUCCGGAAUAGCUUUGGAGUCAGUUAGGGAUCUCAUCAUGAUGCAAGGUAUUUGUCAUUUAUCUCUAAU